CCUUCUUCCGAUACCGUUAACACCCGUACCCCGUACCCCGUCGCCCGUCCCUCGUCUAGAGGAAAUCUACUUCACUUACAUAUAUUUAAUAUAGUAGCCUCGCACGCGAUUGGUUACAUUACAUUUAGUUUCUUUGUGUUUAUUUUGACAAGAAAGAAGAAACCAGAAACCAGAAACCUUUCAUGUUUAUAUCAUAUCACUGAAAGGAAUAACGUGGUUAUGGACUAAGGAAUAAAAAGAAAAGAAAAAAAGAGAGAGAGAAGAGAAAGAAAAAGGGCACUUGCAAGAAAGUUCCUUGUGGUCCCCCUCCCCUUUUUAACUGGGGUCCCAAAUUUGGUAUCGGUUCGAUCAUGAACCAGACGUCGCGGACGGACGAGCCGUACGAGGGCGAAGGGCUCAACCAGAGCCCGAACGCCCUCUCGAACGACCUCGUCACCAACCAAGACCUCAAUGGCAUCGCUAACGCCAGAGAGCACAAGGGCGACACCUCGAGGAGUAUGGACAACUCGGGACAGCCUGUGACGGAUCGCGUUCCACCCGCCAUCGAGGAGGACCCUGAUGGUAGUGAUGUCGGUGCUACUGCGCCGAAUCUGACCAUCGCCGGUCGUACGAUGGGUCAGAUCCCUGGGCGGGCAACCAACCAGGGCAACGACGACGGCGGCUCGAUUGCCUCGCGGAAGCAAUCAUUUUGGCAGCGCGUCUGCCAAACCGUCGUCACCUUUGGCAAGUUUGUCGGGCCUGGCUUUUUGGUCGCCGUAGCAUAUAUCGACCCUGGCAACUAUUCUACCGACAUCAGUGCAGGCGCUGAGAAUCAAUUCCGUCUGCUUUUUAUUAUUUUGAUGAGCAAUCUGUUCGCUAUCUUCUUGCAAUGCCUCUCCAUCAAGCUGGGAACCGUCACGGGACUCAACCUGGCUGAGGCUUGCCGUGCAUUCUUACCAAGAUGGCUUAAUUAUUUCAUGUAUUUCUUGGCCGAAGCAGCCAUUAUCGCAACUGACAUCGCCGAGGUCAUUGGUACCGCUAUCGGCUUAAACCUAUUGAUACCCAAGCUACCCCUCGUUGCCGGUUGCGCUCUAUCGAUUUUAGACGUCAUGGUUAUCCUCUUCUUCUAUAGGCCUAACGAUUCUAUUAAGGGUCUCCGAAUGUUCGAGUGUUUUGUAAUGUUGCUCGUCCUCGCUGUUGUUGUUUGUUUCUGCAUUCAGCUCUCGCUUAUAGAGGAUACAUCCGUCGGCGAAGUCUUCUUAGGCUACGUACCAAAUGAUUCCAUAACACAGUCCUCGGGUUUGUUCCAGGCUUGUGGUAUCUUAGGUGCUACUGUCAUGCCUCACUCGCUGUACCUAGGCUCCGGCAUAGUACAGAGUCGCCUCAAAGACUAUGACAUCAAACGUGGCCUACUUCCUUCCGGACCACCAUCUGCUGCUAACAGUACUAUGGAUGAUAAGAUAGGAGAAAAGACCUACUAUAUUCCUAGUCUUUCAGCCAUCAAGUUCUCGUUGAAGUAUUCAUAUGCCGAAGUAGCUCUUUCUCUCUUUACGUUCGCACUCUUCGUAAAUAGCGCUAUCCUUAUCGUCGCAGGAGCCAGUCUCUACCAGAAUCCGGAUGCUCUCGAGGCCGAUAUUUUCGGAAUCCACGAUCUGCUUUCGCAAAGCAUCAGCCCCGGUGCGGGCACCAUCUUUGCGCUGGCGUUACUGUUCUCUGGUAUCUCGGCAGGUAUUGUGUGCACGAUCUCGGGCCAGAUGAUUUGCGAGGGUGCACUCAACUGGAAGAUGAAGCCGUGGCUCCGACGUCUCGUUACGCGGUCUAUCUCCAUCACGCCGAGUAUUAUCAUCGCCGGUGCCGCGGGGCGGGAAAAGCUCAACGCCGCUCUUAAUGGAAGUCAGGUCGCACUGAGCGUUGUCCUCCCGUUCGUCACAGCGCCGCUUAUCUGGUUCACUUGCUUCAACAAGUACAUGACCGCUCAACCAGGACAUGCCAGAUACAAGACGGAGGGAAAAGAUACAUUUGUGAUCAACGGCAAUGCCCUCAGUGUCAGCGCAAACGACGGCGAACUCGGCCCUGUGAACGGAGGUAGUCCCGUUAGAAUGGCUAAUCCGUGGUACAUUUCAGUGCUCGCCGGCAUCAUUUGGCUCAUAAUGGUGAUCAUGAAUGUGGCGAACCUUGUGCUGCUCGGCCUCGGCCAAGCAUAGUCGACGGACACACCAGUACCUCAACCCGAUCUCAUCCUAUAAACAAAAUACCAAAUGCCAAAUUCUGGUAAAGGUCGACAAAUUUGCGCAUUUGAGGAAUUAAAUCGGAAUCAAGCCCAUUGUUAAGGGUUUCGGCAUAAUCUUCCUGGCGGUGGCCUGC
Molecule: messenger RNA, 2343 nt
Organism: Daldinia caldariorum
Lineage: Eukaryota; Fungi; Ascomycota; Sordariomycetes; Xylariales; Hypoxylaceae
Product: natural resistance-associated macrophage protein
Exons: 4
Coding region: 351-2183 (610 amino acids)
Biological process (GO): iron ion transport; intracellular manganese ion homeostasis
Cellular component (GO): membrane
Molecular function (GO): cadmium ion transmembrane transporter activity; manganese ion transmembrane transporter activity
Source: RefSeq, a predicted model, not a curated record